CAUCAUACUCAUCCAUUUGAUCAUCAACUCCACCUCUAACACCACCUACUCCAUAAUUACUUCUACAAAAAGCACAACAUUUCUCACAAAAUUUCAAAAACUUCAAACCAAAAUCCCUCAUCUUCACAUCAAACCAAACCAAAACAACCUUAGAAAUCAUGGAUCAUGAUGAACAAAGGAACGGCAAAGAUUUCAUCUUCAAAUCAAAGCUCCCAGACAUUUACAUCCCAAACCACCUCCCUCUCCAUACCUAUUGCUUUGAACACCUCUCCCAAUUCCAACACCGGCCUUGCCUCAUCAACGGCACCACCGGCCGCAUCCACACCUACGCCGAGGUCAACCUAGCAGCCAGACGUUUCGCUGCGGGGCUGAGCAAGAUCGGUGUCGGACAAGGUGACGUGAUAAUGCUCAUGCUCCAGAAUAGCCCCGAGUUCGUGUUUGCGUUCCUCGGUGCAUCUUUCGCCGGUGCAAUUGCCACGACCGCGAACCCGUUGUAUAAGCCUGGAGAGAUAGUGAAGCAGGCGGUGGCAGCGAAGGUGAAGGUGAUAAUUACACAAGGAGAGUUUGUGGAGAAGGUGUGGGAAUUUGCGGUGGAACAUGGGGUGAAGAUAUUGUGUACGGAUUCUUCGUCGGCCUCGGAGUCAGCGGGUUGUUUGAAAUUCUCGGAGGUUAUGGAGGCCGAUGAGAAUGAGAUUCCGGCGGUGAAGAUUAAUUCAAGUGAUGUUGUUGCUCUUCCUUUCUCGUCGGGAACUACCGGAGUUCCAAAAGGAGUUAUGCUAACGCAUAAAUCUCUUGUUACAAGCGUAGCUCAGCAGGUGGAUGGAGAGAAUCCAAAUGUAAACAUGAAUAGGAAGGAUGUGAUCAUAUGUGUUCUUCCUUUAUUCCAUAUCUAUUCUCUCAACUCCGUUCUCCUGUGUGGACUACGUGUCGGCGCUGCCAUUCUCAUCCUUCAAAAGUACGACGUCUCCUCUCUUCUCCGUCUCAUUCAAACCCACAAAGCCACAAUUGCUCCAUUUGUCCCUCCCAUCGUCUUGGACUUUGCCAAAAACCCUGACAUCCAUCGUUACGACUUGUCGUCUAUUCGAAUUGUCAUGUCGGGUGCUGCCCCCAUGGGGAAGGACCUCGAGGACACCGUCAAAGCUAAGCUCCCCAAUGCCAUUCUCGGACAGGGGUAUGGAAUGACGGAGGCAGGGCCAGUGCUGUCGAUGUGUUUGGGAUUUGCAAAGGAAGCAUUCAAGGUAAAAUCAGGUGCAUGCGGGACAGUAGUAAGGAAUGCUGAGAUGAAGAUCAUACACCCUCAAACUUCUCUUUCUUUGCCUCGUAAUAACCCUGGUGAGAUCUGCAUACGUGGCCCCCAGAUCAUGAAAGGUUACCUUAAUAACAAAGAAGCAACCGAGAAGACUAUAGACAAAGAUGGGUGGCUCCACACAGGAGACUUAGGGUACAUUGACGAUGACGAUGAGAUCUUCAUUGUCGAUCGAUUGAAGGAACUUAUUAAAUACAAAGGAUACCAAGUUGCUCCAGCUGAGCUUGAAGCUCUCUUGACUUCAAACCCUAACAUUACUUCAGCAGCUGUCAUACCUAUGGAAGAUGAAGCAGCAGGAGAGAUCCCUGUUGCAUUUGUUGUUAGAUCUAAAGGCUCCAAAAUUAGUGAGAAUGACAUCAAAAACUAUAUUUCAGAUCAGGUUAUAUAUUACAAAAAAAUCAGAAAGGUUUUCUUUGUGGACUCAAUUCCAAUGGCUCCUUCAGGCAAGAUAUUGAGGAAAAUUUUAAAAGCUCAGUUGGAGGCUGGUGUAUUUUAAUUAAAUUAUAUUAGCUAAUUCAUCACUCAAUAAUCGAUAUGGAUCACUUUAACCAUGGUCAUAUAUAUAUGUGUGUGUCUCCAUAUAGCUUUGAGUUUUUGAUCUCUACAAAACAAAUGUUAUGAAAAGAGAGAUCAUUACUUCUCAAAAGAAGACGGGUUUAUUCAUUUGUUAUGAAUAGUAUGUAAUCGAUCUAUAUGCCUUUGUAACUUUAUUGUAUAUGUUGAUUAAGCUACAAUGCAAAUGUUUACUAAUAUAUACGUACAUACACAUUGUUAUGGGCAA
Molecule: messenger RNA, 2087 nt
Organism: Cucumis sativus (cucumber)
Lineage: Eukaryota; Viridiplantae; Streptophyta; Magnoliopsida; Cucurbitales; Cucurbitaceae
Product: 4-coumarate--CoA ligase 1
Exons: 6
Coding region: 159-1802 (547 amino acids)
Molecular function (GO): CoA-ligase activity
Source: RefSeq, a predicted model, not a curated record